Molecule: messenger RNA, 894 nt
Organism: Caenorhabditis angaria
Lineage: Eukaryota; Metazoa; Nematoda; Chromadorea; Rhabditida; Rhabditidae
Source: the annotation of a GenBank genome assembly
AUGGAUCCGUUGUCCGUUGAAGUUGCUGUAAGUCAAAUUGAUGAAGAAAGUGUUGCAACUAACAAUCAAUUAUCAUAUACCGCAACACUGUCUUCAUCUUAUAUCGCUCCAGAAGAAUUGGAUGAAGAAAUCAAAGAGAAAGAUAAGGAAAAAGAAAAGGAGAAGAAAAAGAAAGUGUUGAAAAUUCUGGAGGAACCAAUCAGAAAACGAAAAGAUACCGCUAACUCGAUAUCCAAUUUUUUCCAUCGAUUCACAACAAAACCCGAGAAGAAAAUCGCAUUCGCCGAAGAAGUGAAUAGACCUGACAGAUUACUAAGCCCAGAAGUUGAGGAAAAAUGGUUCGAAUCCGAUACUUUUUUGCCAUUUGGACAUGAAGGAGGUGCUGAAUUAUAUGAAUGGGAUCCGUUGACAAUGAAUGAGACUCUAGUUACUGGUGAAACUGGAGAAAAAGCUGGAGAAAAUCAAAAUUUAACACAAGAAAAUUCAACGUUUUUUGAAGAAAAAAGCAUGCUGAAAUUGUUGGAAGAAUUUCGAAAUGGAGAAAUGCGUUGGCUUGCUGAGCCACAAGUUAGUGCAAUGUGUCGAGUGAAAGAAGCACAUGAAGAUGUAACAAAAACUCAUUUGAUGAUUCAUGAUAUUGAAAAAGAGCGAAGAGCUGGAGUGGAUUUAGGAUUAGGUUCAGUAAGUUUACUGUUGAAAAUCUAGACAAUCUAAUGUAAAUAUCUAUUUCAGUUCACAUCCGAAGAAGAAAUCGAAUCGGACAAAAUAAUUGAACAACUUUUCGAGCAAAUGAAUGUGCAAAUGACAAAAAUGCACACAUUUUUGGACAAAGUUCCAUUUUAUGAUGAUGCUCAAAAUUUGGCGCCAAAUGACGAAGAAUAUUACUCGUCUUAA